Molecule: messenger RNA, 956 nt
Organism: Arachis stenosperma
Lineage: Eukaryota; Viridiplantae; Streptophyta; Magnoliopsida; Fabales; Fabaceae
Product: fasciclin-like arabinogalactan protein 13
Exons: 1
Coding region: 78-821 (247 amino acids)
Source: RefSeq, a predicted model, not a curated record
AACCCCACCUUGCCACUCUUCACUUCUUCGCACCACAUACAUCACUCGCUAACUAUCUCUUCUUCCAAACAACUAACAUGGCCUCCACUACAUUCAUUCUUCUCCUCCCCAUCCUCCUCCUCCUAAACCCCCAAGCCCAAGCCCAAGCCCCAGCCCCGGCCCCAUCGGGCCAACUCAACCUGACAGCCAUCCUGGAGAAAGGCAGCCAAUACACCACCCUCCUUAAACUCCUAAAGGACACACAACAACUCUCUCAAAUCCAGAACCAAUUCAAAACCAACUCUCAAGGCUUCACCGUCUUCGCCCCCACCGACAACGCCUUCCAGAACCUUCCAUCGGGCGCACUCAACGGCCUCUCCGACGACCAAAAGGUCCAGCUCAUCCUGUACCACUCCGCACCAAAAUACUACUCACUCAGCGAUCUCUUAACCGUUAGCAACCCUGUCAGGACGCAAUCUCCUUGGGGUCUCAACUUCACCGGCGGACAAGGCAACCAAGUCAACGUUUCCACCGGCGUUGUUGAAGUCCAAAUUAACAACGCUCUGAGGCAACAGUUCCCGCUUGCUGUUUACCAAGUCGACAAGGUCUUGUGGCCCAAGGCAUUCUCUGCCGACGCUAACUCUCCGUCUCCGGCUCCGGCUCCCAAGAAGAAGGGUUCUAAUAAGGGUACUGCCACCCCAACAAGUGCUGCCGCCGAUGAUGCGCCUUCACCUUCUGCUGAAAGCAAGAAUGAUAGCAAUGGUGUAGCUGGGAUGAAGAAUAAUGUGGGUUUUGGCAUGGUUCUUGGGUUUGUUUUGCUUUGCAUGCGUGUUCUUUCUUGAUGGCAUCAUCAUGAGGAACUAUGUAUGUGCUUCUUGUAAUUCUAUCAUUCUUCUUCUUCUUCUUUGUCUUCUUUUCUGCAAGGCAAAUUUGUGGUGAUUUUUUUUAUAUAAUAAUGUACCUUAUUCUUUGGUGUA